GAGGGCGGGCGGGGUCCUCGGCUAGAAGCGAGCCGGCGGCCUGUGGGGACUGACUGAGCAGCGCACCCGGGAACCUGGAGGUGCGGUAGAGCAAGCGGGCCCUGAGCUGACAGAUCCAGGGCUUGGCCAGGACUGUGGACGAGCGGAUCGGCGAGUGCAGGGCGCAGCCAUGAUCACUUCAGCCGCUGGAAUAAUUUCUCUUCUGGAUGAAGAAGAACCACAGCUUAAGGAAUUUGCACUACACAAAUUGAAUGCAGUUGUGAAUGACUUCUGGGCAGAAAUUUCUGAGUCUGUAGACAAAAUAGAAGUUUUAUAUGAAGAUGAAGGUUUCCGGAGUCGGCAAUUUGCAGCCUUGGUGGCAUCAAAAGUAUUUUAUCACUUGGGGGCUUUUGAGGAGUCUCUGAAUUAUGCUCUUGGAGCAGGUGACCUCUUCAAUGUCAAUGAUAAUUCUGAAUAUGUGGAGACUAUUAUAGCAAAAUGCAUUGAUCAUUAUACCAAACAGUGUGUGGAAAAUGCAGAUUUGCCUGAAGGAGAAAAAAAGCCAAUUGACCAGAGAUUGGAAGGCAUCGUGAAUAAAAUGUUCCAGCGAUGUCUCGAUGAUCACAAAUAUAAGCAAGCAAUUGGCAUUGCUCUGGAGACCAGGAGACUAGAUGUCUUUGAGAAGACUAUACUGGAAUCUAAUGAUGUCCCAGGAAUGCUAGCUUACAGCCUCAAACUCUGCAUGUCUUUAAUGCAGAAUAAGCAGUUUCGGAAUAAAGUAUUGAGAGUCCUGGUUAAAAUCUACAUGAACUUGGAAAAACCUGAUUUCAUCAAUGUUUGUCAGUGCUUAAUUUUCUUAGAUGAUCCCCAGGCCGUGAGUGAUAUUUUAGAGAAGCUGGUGAAGGAAGACAACCUGCUGAUGGCCUAUCAGAUUUGUUUUGAUUUGUAUGAAAGUGCUAGUCAGCAGUUUUUGUCAUCUGUAAUCCAGAAUCUUCGAACUGUUGGUACCCCUAUUGCUUCUGUUCCUGGAUCUACCAAUACGGGUACUGUGCCAGGAUCGGAGAAAGACAGUGACCCCAUGGAGACGGAGGAGAAGACAGCCAGCACAGUGGCCGGGAAGACACCAGACGCGAGUCCAGAGCCCAAGGACCAGACUCUGAAAAUGAUUAAAAUUUUAAGUGGUGAAAUGGCUAUUGAAUUACACCUGCAGUUCCUAAUACGAAAUAAUAACACAGACCUCAUGAUUCUGAAAAACACAAAGGAUGCAGUACGAAAUUCUGUAUGUCAUACAGCAACUGUAAUAGCAAACUCAUUCAUGCACUGUGGUACAACCAGUGACCAGUUUCUUAGAGAUAACUUGGAAUGGUUAGCCAGGGCCACAAACUGGGCCAAAUUUACUGCAACUGCCAGCUUGGGUGUAAUCCAUAAGGGCCAUGAGAAGGAAGCACUACAGUUAAUGGCAACAUACCUUCCUAAGGACACUUCUCCAGGAUCAGCCUAUCAGGAAGGUGGAGGUCUCUAUGCAUUGGGUCUCAUUCAUGCCAAUCAUGGUGGUGACAUAAUUGACUAUCUUCUUAAUCAGCUCAAGAAUGCUAGCAAUGAUAUUGUUAGACAUGGAGGCAGCCUGGGCCUUGGUUUGGCUGCAAUGGGAACUGCACGUCAGGAUGUGUAUGAUUUGCUGAAAACAAACCUGUAUCAGGAUGAUGCUGUGACAGGGGAGGCAGCUGGCCUGGCCUUAGGUUUGGUUAUGUUAGGUUCUAAAAACGCCCAGGCGAUUGAGGAUAUGGUUGGCUAUGCACAAGAAACUCAACACGAGAAGAUUCUGCGUGGUCUAGCAGUUGGCAUUGCGUUGGUGAUGUACGGGAGGAUGGAGGAGGCUGAUGCUCUCAUUGAGUCUCUCUGCCGUGACAAGGACCCAAUUCUUAGAAGAUCUGGAAUGUAUACUGUAGCCAUGGCUUAUUGUGGCUCUGGUAACAACAAAGCUAUUCGACGCCUGCUACAUGUUGCUGUAAGUGAUGUCAACGAUGAUGUCAGGAGAGCAGCAGUGGAGUCACUCGGCUUCAUCUUGUUCAGGACGCCCGAACAGUGUCCAAGUGUGGUUUCUUUGUUGUCAGAGAGUUAUAACCCUCAUGUGCGCUAUGGAGCUGCAAUGGCCCUGGGAAUCUGCUGUGCUGGUACAGGAAACAAGGAAGCAAUUAAUUUACUAGAGCCAAUGACCAACGACCCUGUGAACUACGUGAGGCAAGGGGCUCUGAUAGCUUCAGCUCUCAUCAUGAUCCAACAGACUGAAAUCACGUGUCCAAAGGUGAAUCAGUUCCGGCAGCUGUAUUCCAAAGUCAUCAAUGACAAGCAUGAUGAUGUCAUGGCCAAAUUUGGCGCUAUUCUGGCCCAAGGCAUACUGGAUGCAGGUGGUCAUAAUGUCACAAUCUCCUUACAGUCCAGGACUGGGCAUACUCAUAUGCCUUCUGUGGUUGGCGUCCUUGUCUUUACCCAGUUCUGGUUCUGGUUUCCCCUUUCACACUUCCUGUCAUUGGCUUAUACUCCUACCUGUGUCAUUGGCCUUAACAAGGAUUUAAAGAUGCCGAAGGUUCAAUAUAAAUCAAAUUGUAAACCAUCCACAUUUGCUUAUCCUGCCCCUCUGGAAGUACCAAAAGAAAAAGAAAAGGAAAAGGUUUCCACCGCUGUGUUGUCUAUUACUGCCAAAGCUAAAAAAAAAGAAAAAGAAAAAGAAAAAAAGGAGGAGGAGAAGAUGGAGGUGGAUGAAGCAGAGAAGAAGGAAGAGAAAGAGAAGAAAAAAGAACCUGAACCAAACUUCCAGCUGUUGGAUAAUCCAGCACGAGUUAUGCCUGCCCAGCUGAAGGUCUUAAGUAUGACAGAGACCUGCAGAUACCAGCCUUUCAAACCACUCUCCAUUGGGGGCAUAAUAAUUCUGAAAGACACCAGCGAAGACAUUGAAGAACUCGUGGAACCUGUGGCAGCACAUGGCCCAAAAAUUGAGGAGGAAGAGCAAGAGCCAGAGCCCCCAGAGCCAUUUGAGUAUAUUGAUGACUAAGGGCCAGGGACCUCGCCUGCUCAGCUGGAGAUGACUGUCCUGGUGCACACUGAAACAUCCUGAGGGAACCCACACUGAGACCUGCUCGGUCCACGCCAUUGCCUACGCUGACAUAAAGAACCUGUGUCCCGAGUCUUUGGUUGAGAAGAAGAUAUACGACUGUUCAGUGUUCUCUUUCACAGAAUUUGGUUUUCAAAUAAAUAUAUUAAAAUCUCCACAUUGACAAGACUUUA
This is a messenger RNA of Arvicanthis niloticus (Nile rat), 3264 nucleotides long. RefSeq names its product proteasome 26S subunit, non-ATPase 1 (gene Psmd1). Lineage: Eukaryota; Metazoa; Chordata; Mammalia; Rodentia; Muridae. Gene Ontology annotation, biological process: regulation of protein catabolic process; proteasome-mediated ubiquitin-dependent protein catabolic process. Gene Ontology annotation, cellular component: proteasome storage granule; proteasome complex; nucleus. Gene Ontology annotation, molecular function: enzyme regulator activity. The record is from RefSeq and is a predicted model, not a curated record.